CCUCCAUUCAUUUCGCUCGCACAGUCGCAUCCCAGCAGCGAGCCCUCCCCUCCCGUUUCUCUCCGCCUGGAAAGAUGGCUGCUCCGGCGGUGGUGGCGAGGAGCUCCGGCCCGGCGCUGUGCCCGAGCUUCGCGGAGGUCUGCUCGUUCCUGGAGCGGUUCGGGGCGGCGUUGGACCUGCCCGAGAUGACUUACCCACAGAUGGAGAGGUAUCUGCGGGACACAACGACCGUCCCUAAACCCCUCGUGGAGCUCCAUGUGAAGCUGCUCAGAAAACUGGGGAGGUCUGUGACUACGUGACCGCUGGAAAAAUACCUGGCUAAGGUUUGCCAGGAGUUGAACAGCACCUGGGCAUGGGAGCUGGAACAGAAGGGCUACCAGGAGAUGUCCAUGGAGUGCAAGUCAUGCAUUCUCAAAUAUCUCUGCGAGUGUCAGUUUGACGACAACCUAAAGUUCAAGAUGGCGAUAAAUGAGGAGGAACCAGAGAAGAUGCGUCUGCAGCCUAUAGGUCGGGACCAGCAGGGCCUGAUGUACUGGCUCCAGCUAGACCAGGAGCAGAAUAUCCGGCUGUACACGGAGGAGCAGGACGAUCUGGACGGAUCCACCUGGAAGUGCAUCGUCAGGACUCGGAACGACCUAGCUGAGGCUCUGGAGCUACUGAAGUCCCAGGUUGAACCGAAACAGAAUCAAGACCAGAACCAGGCUGGGUCCAGGAGUGCCAGCCCCACAGAGAAAGAUGCAGGGAAUGAUGCCAUUGGUAGCACCGAACCCGCCAAGACCACAGAGGAACACCCUGACAGUGAGAAGGUUGACCCUGUAAAAGAAGAAGAACUCCUAACACCAGUGAUAAAGCUGGAGGAAACCACGAAGCUGGAGAACCCCGGUGCAGAGGUGAAAGAAGAGAAGACGGACCACAAAGCAUCGCCUGUCUUUGAUAACCGCGUGAGCACGAUCACCACCGUCAUCAAAUCAGAAUCCAGGGACCCGGACGCUCCCAAAAACGCCGUGUCGGUGGUCAUGGCGCCAGGUGCGACUGUGACAAAACCAGACGUGAACAAGGAAGAGGAAGUAGAGCGGGCAGUUGUCAGGAGCAACCAGCAGGCCAAGAUACCACUGAAGAAGAGGGAGCUUAAGCUCGCUGAGAGCUACCACAGCAACCACCUUAACAACAGCAACAGCAGUAGUAUCAUUGUCUGUAACCCGUCAGUGAUCCAGACCAAAGACAGUCAGGGAAAUGAGGGAAAGUUGCCGAGCUCAUUAGCGCCCCCUGGUGGCCCAGCUGCCUCACAACCCCAGCAGCAAGAAGUGGUCAACGGGAGAGCGUCUGUCCCCUUGACGCACAAAGAGGGACAGAAUGGAGUCAUAGGGGUCAUAGGUCAAGUUGGCGUUGUGAGUCAUGUUGGGGUUAUCCGCAGCCCAUCUGAGCGGCACAGAGCCUCCGAUGCUGAGCAGCAGGAACAAAAUGGGCCCAGUUUGGACCCCAGAGGCUCCAGAGCUGUGGAGGAUGAGAGGGAAGUGAGCCGGCAGUCAGUGCUGGUAAGGAAGGGACCGGCUGAAGGGGAGACGCCAGCAGCAGCCACCUCUCUUCCUCCUAAUCCUCCUGCAGCGAUGGAGGCUCAAACAGCCAGAAAACUAUCGUUGUCAUCCUUAAAAUCUGAUCCAGUCUCCGAAGCUGUAGAGAGAAAAGGGGAUUCUGUUACUCUCCCCUCGCUGUCUCAGUCCACAGAAGACCAGGGUAAAAAAGUAACAGAGGAGCAGUUUGACAGGGGGGUGAAACCUGGGCACAGCAGUCAUCAACAGAAAGAUGACAACCUGAAUGAGAGGAAAGAGAGAAGAAGAGAGGCGUCUGGGCACCUUGAGGCAGAAGAAGGAAGCAAAGGUGACCAUGAAAAGAAUAGAAGCACUUUAGGAAAGUCGGAAUCAGGGAGCACCACUCCACUUCUAACAGUAGACCAGCAGGUUAAAGAGGACCACCAAGAAGAUGGGGUCAAUGGGGGUUUGGCUGUCCAGAUGAGGGUGAAGGACACUGGGCUCGGAUCGGUGGAGAGGCAGGGUCCAUUGGAGGAAGCAUCCUCCGAGCUCCAGAAAGAAGGAAUCCGGUUGAAGAUCAAGAUUCCCCCCCACCGGAGAAACAAGUUGAGGGGAAAAGGGGGAAAGGAGGAGGAGAAAGAGAGGGAGCAGGAGGUGCAAGAGGAUGGGAGGGCGCUCAGGAGAUCUGCAAGAAUUUGCAGAUCUGCUUUGCCAACCUGCAGGCCGAGCUCGAAGGUGACUGAGAGCCAGAGAAAGAAACCGCAAAAAAAACAGGCACGGCCCGACAGAACGAGGGAGGAAGAAGAAGAAGAAGAAGAAGAAGAGGAGGAGGAUGAGGAGGGAGAAGAGGAAGAAGAUGAAGAGGAGCGGAGCUCAACUGCAAAGAAAGACGGAAAAACAGAACCUGCCACGCAAAUCAGGAAGCAGAGGGGUAAACGGAGGCAUCGACGCCCCCGAUGGUCCAACAUUCGCGCUAAGAGACGCAAACUGAACGAGGGAGAGGAGGUGGAGGACAGAGGGAGGAAACGAGGAGAGGGGGAGAGUGAGGGAGGGAGCGACUCUGAAGAAUCAUGUAAAUCAGAAGAGAUUCCCAGCGAGGACGCCUGCAGUCACUGUGGCCUGCCCAACCACCCUGAACUGAUCCUGCUGUGUGACUCUUUUGAUAACGAUACCACACGCCCCUGUCUGCGGCCGCCGCUCAGGUUGAUUCCAGAUGGAGAGUGGUUCUGUCCUCCCUGCCAACAUAAGCUGCUGUGUGAGAAACUGGAGGAGCAGCUGCAGAACCUGGACAGUGCUCUGAAGAAAAGAGAGAGAGCAGAGAGGAGGAGGGAGCGGCUAGUGUACGUGGGAAUCAGUGUGGAGAACAUCAUCCCUGAGGGAGACGAGGUGGAAGAGGAGAAGACCGCAAAAAAGAAAGAUCCCAAAAAGAGCAAAAAUCUCGGGAGGAGAUCAACCAGAACCAGGAAACACAUCAGCUACAGGUGGUACCCAGUUUCUGAUGCAUCAUAUUGAUAAAUUUACCACUCUUCUGAUGUAGGAGCAGGGCAAGGCAGAGACAUCACCGCCAUCCUAUCAGAGGACGGGAAGGAGAGCCAGCGGCCAAUCAGAAGCCAGGCUCAUUCUGCAUCCAGGAACAGGAGCAGGAACAGGAAGAAGCGGAGGCUGAAUGACCUGGAGAGUGACAGCACUGCAGCAGAGAGUGAAGACGAGUUCAUGCUCAGCAACAGUUCAGAGGACGAGGAAUUUGCCGCGUCAGGGGCUGAUGAUGACGAGGAAGAUGAAGACGCGGGCAGCGACGUGGGCAGCUUGGAGAGUGGGACCCGCCCCAGACGGGCAGUGAAGGGGGCACCUAAGCACCGACCCAGCAAGACCCAACGCAGGGGCAGGAAACGGCUGAGACGGCGGCGGAGACGCUCCUCCGAGGAAGAGGAGGAGGACACCGACGAAGAACUGGGCUCGGAUCAGUUCAGCAACACGACCGACAGCGAGACGGACAAAAAGAGGCGGGGUCUGAGGCGGGGCCAGCGGCAGCAGGUCAACUACCGCGAGACGUCGGAGUCGUCCGACAACUCCCGGACGUCCGCCAAGAAGGUGAAAGCUAAACCCCACGGCAGACCACGCAAGGAGCGUCUCUCCAGCGACUACAGCGAUGUGUCGCCUUCUUCCAGAGACUCGGAGGAGGAGGAGGACUACGAAGACGAAGAGGACGACCAGAGACGACGAAGAGUGAAUAAGAGGAGGAGACAGGAGGAGGAAGACCUCCGGAGACGCAGGACGAGGGAGAAGCGGAGGAGAUUCAGACGCGACGAGGACGAGGAGGACGACCGAGAGAGGGGGAGGCGGCUGAAAAGGAAACUGUUGGAGAAGGAGAAGGACAGAGACAAGCGGAGGAGGCUCAAGAGGACGGAGAAGGAAGAGGAGGAGGACCUGGAGAAGAUGGGCAGGGGGAAGAGGAGAGAGAUCCUGUCACAGCAGCGCCGCAAACGGCUCGCUCAGAUGCUGAAAAAAAGACGUCCUUCAACUGACGAGGAGGACGAGUCGGAGUCGGACGAAUCGGACUCGUCGUCGGAAGAGGAUCGUCCGGUCCGCAAAAGACUCAACCGCAUUGACUCUGAUGAUGAUGAAGAGGAAGACGAGGAGUUGGAGGAAGAAGAGGAGGAAAGGCAGAAGGCGACGACGACGACGAAGGUGGAGAAGAUGGCCGACAGUGACACUCAGGAAAAGGGGAGAGGCCGUAGCCUGUCUCCGUCACACGGACAUCGGACCUCCAGAGGCCCGGCGAAGCCUGGACCUGGAGGUCCCGCUGAGCCCACGGACAGUGCUGGAUCAGGCAGGCAGGGCAGGCACAAUGGCCCCUUACACCCAGAGGAAGAGGAGGAGGAGGAAGAGGAGGAGGAGGGGGAGGGGCAGACAGACUUGUUGAACUCUGUCCAGAACAGUCCGCAGUCAUGAUGGCUGUGUUUGUGUGAAUAACGCUCGAUUCUUUGUUUUUGUUUUUGUUUUAACUGUCAGGACUUUUCACCCACAAACCACCUUUUAAAACUGGAUAUCCCUCCACCUCCUCCUUCACCUCCACCUCCACCUCCACCUCCGCCUCUUACUCCUCCUCCUCCCCUGUCCUGCCUCGUCCUCUUCCUCGCUGUUGUAUUGUGUUCGAGGGUUCUCCACUGUCACACACUGUACUUAACAACACAAACUGACAGCCAGCCGGUCCGAGAGCCCCCUCGCUGAGGAGGUCAUCGCGAAUCCCUGGAUCUCUCUCUCUCGCUCUGUCUGUUCUCUCUCUGUCUGUUCUCUCUCCCCUGACUCUCUCUCCUGUUACUGUCUGUAUCAUCUUCUCUCUGUCAUCUCUCUUCUCUGGUCUCUAUACUCUUGUCUGUCUCUAUCGGUAUUCUCUCGCUCCCUCUGUCUCAUCUCUGGUCUGUCUGU
Molecule: messenger RNA, 4958 nt
Organism: Etheostoma spectabile (orangethroat darter)
Lineage: Eukaryota; Metazoa; Chordata; Actinopteri; Perciformes; Percidae
Gene: rsf1a
Product: remodeling and spacing factor 1a
Biological process (GO): negative regulation of DNA-templated transcription
Cellular component (GO): RSF complex
Molecular function (GO): histone binding
Source: RefSeq, a predicted model, not a curated record